Molecule: messenger RNA, 2550 nt
Organism: Vitis riparia (riverbank grape)
Lineage: Eukaryota; Viridiplantae; Streptophyta; Magnoliopsida; Vitales; Vitaceae
Product: tRNA-dihydrouridine(47) synthase [NAD(P)(+)]-like
Exons: 10
Coding region: 120-2156 (678 amino acids)
Biological process (GO): tRNA processing
Molecular function (GO): flavin adenine dinucleotide binding; metal ion binding; RNA binding
Source: RefSeq, a predicted model, not a curated record
UGUCGUUUUACCUUUAUCUUCUUAAAACAAAGCUUAACCGCAUUGGAACCCAGUGGAAGAAACCCUAAAACAGAGCAGACCACACUUCACAGCCACUGAACCGAGUCGACUCGGCCGCUAUGGACGGGUCGUCGGUAGAGCUCGUCGAAGAAGCGAAGGCUACAGAGAGAGCGGAGAAAACACCAGAAGAACUUGUCGCCAAGGCCAUAGCUCCUGUGAAGAGAGAGUUCCUUCGUCCUCCGCCUCUCAGGCCUUGUAACGACGUUGCUUCGGACUCCAAGUUCACUCCUUCAACCUUCGUUAAGGAGAAGAAAUCCAAACGCCAGCUCAAACGAGAACGCCGCCAGGAGCAAAAAUCAGCCCUAAAUAUCUGUUCCGAGAUUGCUAAGACAGGCAAUGUUAAUGCAUGUCCUUAUAAUGAAAAUUGCCGCUUCAGCCAUGACUUGGAAGCCUACAAGGCUCAGAAACCAGAUGAUUUAGAGGGAAGCUGUCCCUUCACAAGUGCUGAAGGAGCAUGCCCUUAUGGUUUGGCUUGUAGAUUUUCUGGUACCCAUAAAGAUGGUGUUGCUGCUGGAAAUUUGAAUCUUCAUAAGAAAAACUCUGAAAUUAAUGGACUGAACAAAGAUGUUCAGAAGCUUUUGUGGAAAAACAAGAUAAGGUUCCCCAAGGCAGAUGCUAAACUCAAACUUCUUGGUCUUCUGGGGAAGGCCAAUUCAAAAAUUAAAACAUUCGAAGAUAAAGGGGAAGGUGAUCUGAAAGUUUCAAAUGGUACUCAUGCUACUAAUGAUAAUAGUUGUGGUGAAUUGGUCAUUGACUCAGAUAAUAAAGUAGAGGGCUCUCCAAAAAUGCCAGAAGAGGAUGAUGUUGAGGGAUUUGCAACUGAUGAACCUAGACCCACGAAGAAAAUAAAAUCUGCAACUAAUGAGGAGUGUUGCACUGGAAAUGCAGAUAAUGGUGCAUCUGUCCAGGAGAAAGAUUUAGGGAAAAGCUGUGCCCAAAUUGAACCAGAGUCAACAACUGAUAAUAUUUUUUCUGAAAGUGAUGGUUGUCUAAAAUUGCACCCACGUGAGAAGAAGCUUAUUGAUUUUAGAGAAAAGUUGUAUCUUGCACCUCUAACCACUGUUGGGAAUCUUCCUUUCCGAAGGGUUUGCAAGAUGUUGGGAGCGGAUGUAACAUGUGGGGAAAUGGCAAUGUGCACAAAUCUCUUGCAGGGUCAAGCUUCAGAAUGGGCGCUGCUGAGGCGACAUUCAGCAGAGGAUUUGUUUGGCGUACAGAUAUGUGGGGCAUAUCCUGAUACUGUGGCACGUACUGUUGAACUCAUAGACCAGGAGUGUGAAGUGGACUUCAUUGAUAUAAACAUGGGCUGCCCAAUAGAUAUUGUCGUUAACAAGGGUGCUGGGUCAGCUCUUCUUACAAAGCCAAUGCGAAUGAAAAACAUUAUAGAAGCAGCUUCUGGCAUAGUGGACAAACCUAUAACUGUCAAGGUGCGAACAGGUUUUUUAGAAGGGCGAAAUCGAGUUGAUUCAUUAAUUGCAGAUAUUGGCCAAUGGGGAGCCAAUGUGGUAACCAUACAUGGUCGUUCACGUCAGCAACGCUAUAGCAAGCUUGCUGAUUGGGAGUACAUAUAUCAGUGCGCGAGAAAAGCCCCUGAAGCUCUGCAAGUCCUGGGAAAUGGGGACAUCUUUUCAUAUUUAGACUGGAACAAGCACAAGUCAGGCUGUCCUGAGCUUUCUACAUGCAUGAUUGCUCGAGGGGCUUUAGUUAAGCCUUGGAUAUUUACCGAAAUCAAGGAACAGAGACACUGGGAUAUCAGUUCUGGGGAAAGGUUAAAUAUUUUGAAGGAUUAUGUUCGGUGUGGCCUUGAACAUUGGGGUUCUGACACAAAAGGAGUUGAGACGACGAGGCAUUUCAUGCUGGAAUGGCUUAGCUACACAUACAGAUACGUCCCUGUUGGUCUGUUAGAUGUUAUCCCACAACAGCUGAACUGGCGGCCACCCUCCUACUUUGGCCGCGAUGACCUUGAGACUCUAAUGGCCUCUGAUUCUGCAGCUGACUGGAUUCGAAUCUCUGAGAUGUUGCUUGGCAAGGUUCCUCCAGGCUUCUCAUUUGCACCAAAGCACAAAUCCAAUGCUUAUGACAGAGCAGAAAACGGUUAAUCAUCAACAGUUUUGAACGUUGCUGGGGCGAUGACAAUGAUAACAAUGGCUUCAACUGCAAAAAAAACUUUUUUCUGGACGUUUUCCCUCACUUAAAUCCAACGGGUUUUGCUGGAACCAGGCAAUGACACUCCCUCAAAGAUGAUGGAGAAAAAAUCCAGCGGGCAUCGGGUUGAUGUGUUUUUAAACUGUACCAUCAACUCAGUGGAGGCAGGUUGUGAACUUGCCUUCUAACCCCAGAAUUUUACUAUCUAUUUUCCAAUUUUAGAAAAUACCAACAAUUUCUUUUAUGAUAAUGUAUCACUGAAAAUUUCAGUCGAGAAUUUUUGGCUGCUUCAUCCUAGGAAUUUGAAUUUUUAAUAAAUUUAUGAAAAUAAUUUAUUUUAUUAGAGAA